AUGGCUGGACUUCCAGUGCUCCAUCCGUACCCAACUUGCCCGGUUAUCGGGCAAUUUAGGUCGUUAACGGGGUAUGCGGAGACCGGUUACCAGCCGCCCAGCAUCGAUGGCACCAUCGAGCUCUUCACGCUCGCCCCGCACCAGGCCGUGCCCUUCAUGCUUAUGGCCCAGUACUUCGACCGCCAUGAUGAGCCUGACCCUGGCGACCCACCGCAGAUGCUGGUGGAGGGCAAGCCCGGCACCGGAAAGACCCAAUUCAUACAGGCGCUGCUCUGGUACACAUUCCAGCAUGGCUGCCCGCACUGGGCGGCCACCUGCGCCUACUCCUGGGCCGCCGCAGCUGCCUUCAACACGCCAGUGCACCGCAGCCUCUCCACCCACGCCAUGUUUGCCCUCUCCGCUGGCAACAACCAAGCGGAGAGUGUCAGGAAAGGCAGCGCUGCCAGCCUACAGGUGCACCGCAAUGCCGGCACUGGUGCGCUCAUCAUUGAUGAGAUCGGCAUGAACAGCCUAGACCACCUGGGCGCGUGCAACCAGUCAUGCACCCAUCACCUGUUGCCGCCAUCACAUCUCGCCGGCGACCACCCCGCCGCCACCAUCUUCAGCAGCCGCCCCAGCGCCAACACAGGCGAUGAGUUCCAGCACCCAAAGCCAGGUGGGCCGCCCCUAUACCGGUACACCGCCGCUGUGGAACACAACCCCCAGUCCUCACCCUCCGUCCCGACUGCGCAACCUCUGCACGGAGAGGAUGACAACAAUGGCGUCCCUAACGAUGCUGCUGCUGGAGCUCAAGGCGGCAAACAGCAAGCCGAAGUAACAACACGCCACACCCGGGCCGUCCCACAGACCCAGAGCUGCAUCCUCGAGGGCUUCCGGGUCUACCGAGCCCUGGCCAAGACGGUCUUCUUGCUGGAGAAGCAGCAGCGCCAGGACAGCAGUCCCUCUGGUCGUCGCCUGACAGAGUACGCCUCUAUGUUCGGCGGCGAGCCAGCCACCGAGCAGCGCAUAGCAGAGAUGGUUGACGACCUCAACAGCCGCGCCAUCAUCGACUUGGCAGACCUGGCACACCUUGAGCCGCGCGUCGUGCUGCAGAGGAACGAACCACGCCACACGCUCAACACCCGGCUCAUCAUGCUGGAGGCAAACCGCAAGAACCAGCACCUUAUGGUGUGGAACGCCGACCACGUCCCUGUCCAGAAGCGGGGCGCCGCUGUGGAGCCGCCCUUAACACACGUGGAGAAAGCAGUUGUGAUGUGGAUCAAGGAUGACGAGUUUGGCCACACCACCGCCGACACGUGGUACUACCAUGGCGCCCGUUACAUCCUCCUUGACACGACGGCAGCUGAUGCCGGGGCGAGUCACAACAACGAAGUGGAAGCCUGCGGCUUGCUUGAGGAUGGCCGCGAGCCAGCAGAUGACGGCCGUGGGCCAUACCGCUGGCUCAAGUACCUGCCAGCGGCCGUCAUUGUGCGGCCUGUGAGCGGCCACAUCCCCGAGACCGUGCUGCAGGGCCUUGGAGACUACGCAAGCAGGGGUGGCGCCUUCAUCCUGACACCCCGGGCGUCUUGCAUGGCCGAGGUGGAGAUGCCCGCCGGCGGAUGUGGCACCAUCACAAAGCAGAUCCGGCACCUCAACGUGCCGCUGGGCGACCGCCAGGAGGCCACGGGGACAAGCGCUGCGCUGCUGCGAGUUCGGCGACUGAGCACUCAGUGGCGCCCAGUUGCCCUUGGUGUUGCUGCCGUUGUUCGGCUGGUCUCCGCCGGCGUCACUGCUGGUUGUGCUGCCAUCGCGGGUGCUGGGGGCGCCGGCUCUGUCUCCCGCGGCGCCGAGCGCGUUGACGGCGCGUUUGGUCGGCGCCAGCAGAUUGCUCAGGUUGUCAUGUCUCGUGUUGGCGCCAGAACCUGGCAGUCGUAUGCGUCGCAUUUUGCCGCCUUUGUGUGUUUCUGUGUGGGGGAAGGUUUGGAGUUUCUCCUGGCCUCCCAUUAUGCCGGGCUCUUGUGGGGUCAGUUUCUCGCUGCCAAGGGCUCCAUCCAAGUCCGCAGAGCGCAGCCUUAUUUCAGUGCUAUCAUCUCCGUGCAUGACUUGCUCGGGUACCCUAAGCCCUGUGCCGGAGACAACACCCUGUUGGCCGCGUUCCAUCGAGGUUGGGAGUGCUUGCAGCACUCAACGGUGCCUGCUUCCGCGCUCGUGUUGGCCUUUAGUGCAGGUGAUGCUUGGCAUCUUUAUGAGCAGUUGGCCGUGGUACCCGUUGGCUCCGAGUUAGCCUUGCCGUUGUUGUUCGUCGUGUUGAGUUUCUGUCUCUUGCUUCGCCCAGACUCUCUGCUGUCGGUAACCUGGGCGCGUGUUGCUGUCGUUCAAGGGGAGCAAGUUGUUCAGUACAAACCCCUCAAUUGGAAGGGCCAUUUGGUUGCCGUUUGGUUGCCCGUUUCCCUGCAGUGGGCUGUCCGUCAGCGUUUUUUGCGUGAUCCGUCGCGGUUGUGGCCGGCGGAGCCCGACAUCAGAAGCUGGCUGAGAGACAAGGAAGAAAAGAUUACUAAGCUUAAAAAUAUGGUCUAG
Molecule: messenger RNA, 2556 nt
Organism: Volvox carteri f. nagariensis
Lineage: Eukaryota; Viridiplantae; Chlorophyta; Chlorophyceae; Chlamydomonadales; Volvocaceae
Exons: 6
Coding region: 1-2556 (851 amino acids)
Source: RefSeq, a predicted model, not a curated record